AUGAAAAAGUCUUUGCAUAGGUCUUUCUUUCUCUCUCCGUCCUUAAAGAUUUCCGAGAAGGAAGAGUUGGGAAGGUUUUAUUGUUUUGAUGGACAAGAUGAAAAGGUUGUUGUUGGAGGUAAUAACAAGAAGGAGUUGAUUCUUUCGAGUAAAUUAUCAUCAUCAGUAAUUAUUCAUCAAGAAAUUCCUGUAGGAAUGUUAUUGUUGAAGGAGAAGCCUUUUUGUUUUUGUGUAUCCGAGGAACAACGGAGUAGAAUUUGUAAUUAUUGUUUUAGAGAAAAAUCGGAAGGGAUGAAAUUGUCGAGAUGUAAAGCUUGUAAAUAUUCUCAUUAUUGCUCGAUGGAGUGCUAUAAUGCAGAUCAACAUUUGGUUGAAUGUAAAGCCUUACAAAAACACCCUCAAGUGACCAACUCUAUGAGAUUAAUGUUGAAAUGUUUUUUAAACUGCAAGACUGCUGAGGAUGUCGAAAAAAUUGAGAAUUUAUCACCUAAAGAAAGUUUGAAGGGCAUUGAUGAUUUGAAACAAUUGGCAAUACUCUUUUGUGAUUAUGUGAAAGAAUUAGAUCUUUCAACAAUAUGCUUUAUUGGUCAUCGAAACACAGAUGUCGAUUAUCUCUAUUUAUUGUUUCAAAAGGUUCAAAGAAACACAUUUUCUAUUUGCAACGAUGAAAUGAACGUUAUUGGUUCAGGACUAUAUUUUCACGCAUCCAUGUUUAAUCAUAGUUGUGUUCCGAAUUGCACAAUUCUCUUCGACUCGAACAAGAACAUUUACACAAGAGUCAUAAAGUCCAACAUUAAGGCUGGAGAACCUCUCACCAUUAAUUAUAUUGACCUACUGGAUGUGACACCAAAUAGGCAACAAAAACUAAAAAAACAGUACCAUUUCACAUGCCAAUGUUCUCGGUGUGCAUCUUCAGAUGAUCCUGAAGAGAGAAACGCCCUUGUCGAAGGCAUGUUAGAAAUGGCGAAUGAUUUUAAAAAGAAGAAUCAACUCGAUAAAGCCAUUGACUGUUAUUCACGAAUAGUUUCCAAGAAAAAAUCCUCACCAAAACUAUUUCACGAUAUUUACAUGGGCAUUGCUCUAAAUGCUCUUGCCCACAACUAUGUGGAAUUGGGUAAAUUUGAAAUAGCGUAUCCCUACGCAGUGGAAUCACUUGCCUUCUUGGAGAAAUACUAUCCAGAAUUUUACCCAAUUCUUGGUUUGCAGUACUUGAUGUGUGCGAAACUUGGAGCCUAUCUCGAAGAGGAGCAAACCAUAAACACCUUCCCACCAAUCACACAGCAUGGAUCUCGUCAAUAUUUCGAAAAAGCGUUUCCCAUAUUAUCCAAGCUCUUCAUCCACGAGGACAACACUCCAUUUGAUGUGAUCAAACGAAAUCAAAUCUCACUUAAUUGA
Molecule: messenger RNA, 1395 nt
Organism: Naegleria fowleri
Lineage: Eukaryota; Heterolobosea; Eutetramitea; Acrasida; Naegleriidae
Exons: 4
Coding region: 1-1395 (464 amino acids)
Cellular component (GO): nucleus
Molecular function (GO): protein binding
Source: RefSeq, a predicted model, not a curated record